AUGAGGGAGGAAGCUGAAGAGUUUCAUUUUGGUCAGAUUGAGUUUGAGGUUCCUGUGGGAUAUCCAGUUGGAGAUGUCCAGUGGGCAUGUAGCAGGCGGCCCUGGCACGUGGCCGCUCACCGCCGGGAAAGCAGCCGGAGGCCGUGCGGGCGGCGGGUGGCGGGUGCACCAGGCUCAGCCUGGCCCGCCCCCCUCUCCCCAGAGCUCUACGUGUACCAGAGGAGGAGCGCCUGCUGUGAGUUCAGUGGAGCGCAGCGCUUCUUGGAGAAAGACGUUUACAACAGAGAGGAGGUCCGAUUUGACAGCGCCGUGGGAGUGUUUGAGGCUGUGAGUGAGCUGCGGAUAACUGUGAAGUACUGGAACAUCCAGGGGGAGUUCCUGGAACUGAGACGGAGAGCCGUGGACACGGUGUGCAGACACAACUACGAGUUGGACAAGGGCUUCACCCCGAAGCGCAGAGGUGAGGGGCUGGGUCGGAGAGACGGAAGGGCUGGGCUCGCGCAGCAGAAGCGCGGGAGGUCGCUGUCCGGCCUCCGUGCCCCAGUGCGUCCCAGGCGGGGUGCCUCAGUGCACGGGAGACGCCAGGGAAAGCACCGGACUCCCUGCUUGUCGAACGUCCAGCCAAAAGUGCACGUCUCCCCCUCCAAGAAGGGGCCCCUGCAGCACCACAACCUGCUUGUCUGCCACGUGACAGAUUUCUAUCCAGGCAGCAUUCAAGUCCGGAUGUUCCAGAAUGGGCAGGAGGAAACAGCUGGGCUUGUGUCCACCCACCUGAUCCGUAAUGGAGACUGGACCUCCCAGAUCCUGGUGAUGCUGGAAAUGACCCCUCAGCAGAGAGACGUCUACACCUGCCAGUGUGCUAGCUCAGGUUCCAGGGUCUCAUAUGGGGCCCAGGGGGUGCGGCAGCGGAUCGACGCCUCGGCGCCGGCUCCAGGGGGCAGCAGAGGCGAAGAGAUGCGCCGAGCCAGAGGCGCCGGCGCGCAGAAUGGGCGGGAUCAAGAAAUGCGGCGUGAGGGUAGGGAGCCCCAGGAGGGGCAGGGAGCCAGCGAGGGAUGCCAGGGUGCCGCGGCCAGACCUGGACCGAUGGGGCCGACCCGGACGCCUAUCAGGUAG
Choloepus didactylus (southern two-toed sloth) is the source of this 1113-nucleotide messenger RNA. RefSeq lists its product as uncharacterized. Gene Ontology annotation, molecular function: MHC class II protein complex binding. Lineage: Eukaryota; Metazoa; Chordata; Mammalia; Pilosa; Megalonychidae. Gene Ontology annotation, cellular component: MHC class II protein complex; membrane. The record is from RefSeq and is a predicted model, not a curated record. Gene Ontology annotation, biological process: immunoglobulin production involved in immunoglobulin-mediated immune response; positive regulation of T cell activation; immune response.